Molecule: messenger RNA, 1783 nt
Organism: Pygocentrus nattereri (red-bellied piranha)
Lineage: Eukaryota; Metazoa; Chordata; Actinopteri; Characiformes; Serrasalmidae
Exons: 4
Coding region: 1-696 (231 amino acids)
Source: RefSeq, a predicted model, not a curated record
AUGAAAGUGAAGAAUCUCAGGCCAGGGUUGCAGGACCUGGAAUUGUCAAUCUGUUAUGCAGAAGACAGACUUCAUUUCAGCCCUCGCAUCCUUCUAUUCACUGCACUUUCUGGGGUUGACGGAUACCUGGAUCACCCCCAUGAACUCGGCGACUCCAAAAGCCCAGCAGGCUACUUCAUUGAUGAGUUAGACACUCUUCUGAGUCUGUUCUCCAGCGAUGAAACCCUGUUCAUACUCUUGGGCAACUUCAACCUGCCAUUAGACAAGCUGCAGUCAUCCUGCCUGUUACCACUGCUAUCAUCCUUCAACCUCAUUCUCAAUGAGACUCCUCCGACGCACAGAGCAGGCAAUACUUUGGACCUGAUAUUCACCAGACCCAUCUCCACACUGGAUGUGACAGUAACUCCCAUGCAUCGCUCUGAUCACCACUUCCCAUCUCUCUCACUCUCCCUCCCUGUUACUCCUGUCCAUUCCACCCCUUUGUGCUCCUCUUCUCAGCACAACUUGCACUCCACUGAUUCCUCAUCUUUCACCUCAACUAUCCUGACCACCCUUCCCCAUCCUGACUCAUCUUCCUCUCUCUCACUGAACAAGGCUACGGAUGCUUUCCUUUCUUCACUCUCAUCUGCAAUUAACUCUCUCUAUGUGUGCUGUCCUCCAGGCCAGCAAGAUCUUCCUCACCUGCCUCCUGGCUGAUGGGUGUCCUGCACAGCAACAGACAAGAUCUAAGGAAGGCUGAGAGAAGGUGGAGAAAGUCCCAGCUCGAUUCGGAUCUUCACUCGUACCAACCUCUCCUUUCCAAGUUCUCACUCAAAGUUACUUCUGCAAAGUCAUCUGUCUACAGAGGGAAACUGGAAGCAUCAGCAUCUGAUCCACGCAAGCUCUUCAACAUUUUCUCCUCUCUUCUCAACCCUCCUCCUCCCCCUGCACCCUCUUCUCUCACCCCUGAGGAUUUUGUCACCUUCUUUGAGGAGAAGGUUGAUGGAAUCCACCAGUCUUUUCCCUCUGUCCCAACACCUUCCACUAGACCGCCUCCUCUCAUUCUCAAUCCCUUAAACUGUUUUUUUUUCUCUUUCCACGGAUGCUGUCCUUCAACAGAUCAAAUCCAGUAACCCAACCACCUGCCCACUGGAUCCCAUCCCAUCUGCAUUGUUUCAGUCAAUCUCCAAGGACCUACUGCCCUUCAACACUUUUCUCAACAAGUCCUUGGCAUCAGGUGAAGUUCCAUCAACUUUCAAGACUGCAAGAAUACUUCCCAUCUUGAAGAAACCCAUGCUUGACAGCUUUGAUGACCGAACCAGCUCCAAGACCCCAACCAGUCUGGCUUCAAACCAGUGCACUCUGCAGAAGCUGCCCUCAUAGCAGUGACUGAAAAGCUCUUUACACUAGUUCUCUUGGUGAUGAAAUAACUUCUCAUGGCUUCUCUUAUCACUGUUAUGCUGUUCUCACCCUCUGACACACAGGUUUUCGGUUGCAUCUCGGCAUGUCUGUCUGACAUCUCUUCAUGGAUGGCAGCUCACCAUCUGAAGCUCAGUCCUAGCAAGACUGAACUGCUACUCAUCCCUUCAUCUACAGGUCCUCAUCAUGAUCUCACCGUCUCAUUCAAGAACUCUCUGAUUGUUCUGUCUGUAGAGGCAAGAAACCUUGGUGUGACUCUGGAUGACCAGAUAUCGUUCUCGACCCACAUCGCGAACCUAUGCAGAUAUCACCUGUACAACAUCCGUAGAAUCCGACCCUUCCUCACCCGAUAGGCUGCCCAGGUGCUAGUGCAGUCUCUGGUCAU